UACAUAAAAUGUCCUUUAUCGAUUAGUGUAUCAUUAUGGAACUAUGAAGAGUGAGAUGCUAGCAAACAAGUAGGAAAUGGGGCGGGUCACAUUACUUUCACGUGACUAGGUAUCUUAAUGUUUAUUGCACAAUUUAUCGCAUACUUUGACAGCACACAUGAUGGAAACGUCACUUUUCUAACCUCACUUCUUCUUCUGCUGAUGAAAUUCAAAACUGGAAGGCUGGUGAAAAUCUAUGAAAAGUGAACGUUCCCAGUUCUUUUUCCAUUAACCUUUUAGUGUUCCAAAUUUGUUUACUCGAUAACUUAGUAACCUUUUAUUUGAAUGUAAGUUAAUGUAAUAACAGUGUUACCGUGUUACCAUAUGUCCUAUACAGAAUUUCAGAACCAUGGCGUUGUCUCCAGAAGAAAAGUACAAUUUGCUGUCAAGGAACUUGCAAGAAGUCCUUGGUGAAGACAAGAUCAAAUCAAUUCUCAAAGAAAGAGAUUUAAAAAUAUACUGGGGUACUGCGACCACGGGCAAGCCCCACAUUGCAUACUUUGUGCCUAUGUCAAAGAUUGCAGAUUUCUUAAGAGCUGGUGCAGAAGUGACUAUCCUCUUCGCUGAUCUACAUGCUUAUCUGGACAAUAUGAAGGCUCCGUGGGAGCUCCUUGCUCUCAGGGUGCAGUACUAUGAGCAUACCAUUAAAGCUAUGCUACAGUCUAUUGGUGUUCCAAUUGAGAAAUUGAAGUUUGUCAAAGGUACAGAUUACCAAUUAUCCAAAGAAUAUACUUUGGAUGUGUACAGGUUGAGUUCUGUAAUCACUGAGCAUGAUGCGAAAAAAGCUGGUGCGGAGGUAGUGAAGCAAGUGGAUCAUCCUUUGGUCAGUGGACUUUUGUACCCAGGGCUACAGGCUUUAGAUGAAGAAUAUUUGAAAGUAGAUGCACAAUUUGGUGGUGUAGAUCAAAGAAAGAUUUUCACUUUUGCUGAAAAAUACCUGCCACAACUCGGAUACCAAAAACGAGCACAUCUAAUGAAUCCAAUGGUUCCUGGUUUAACUGGUUCAAAAAUGUCAUCAUCCGAAGAAGAAAGCAAGAUAGACUUGCUAGAUUCACCAGCGAAUGUAAAGAAGAAACUGAAAAAAGCGUUCUGUGAACCAGGAAACAUCGAAAAUAACGGAGUAUUAUCUUUUUCGAAGCAUGUGAUAUUCCCUCUUUUAAAACCGGAUGAGAAAUUUAUAGUACCCAGAAAAGAGGAGUAUGGCGGCGAUCUCACUUUUGAUACAUACGAACAGUUAGAGAAAGCUUAUUCGGUAGAGGAAGUUCAUCCCGGAGAUCUAAAACAAGCUGUUGAAAAUUAUAUAAACAGGCUACUAGAACCAAUCAGGAAGACUUUCGAAAAGCCAGAAUUGAAGAAACUCGCCGAGCGAGCCUAUCCAUCUGGCAAAUCAAAAUCGACAACAAACGCGAACGCCGCAAACGACGAACUUGUUCCUAGUAGACUAGACAUCCGAAUAGGUAAAAUAGUCGAAGUCAUGAAGCAUCCAGAAGCGGAUGCGCUGUAUGUAGAGAAGAUUGAUUUGGGCGAGGAAGCACCAAGAACGAUCGUCAGUGGACUGGUGAAUUUCAUCCCCAUAGAAGAAAUGCAGAAUCGCAUGGUGGUGGUUUUAUGCAAUUUGAAACCUGCAAAAAUGAGAGGUGUCGAGUCGCAAGGGAUGGUUUUAUGUGCCUCAGUAGAUGAUCCUAAACAAGUAGAAACACUCAUCCCGCCGGAAGGCGCCGUGCCCGGUGAAAAAGUCUACGUAGAAAACUUUGAGGAUGGAAAGCCAGAUGAAGUUUUGAAUCCGAAGAAGAAGGUAUGGGAAAAAUUGCAAGCAGAUUUGAAGACAAACUCUGACUGCGUAGCUCAAUGGCAAGGGAACAGUUUACUCACAAAGUCUGGCGGGAAGAUUAAGAGUAAAAGCAUGGCAGGUGCUCCCAUUAAAUAAUAAGUUCCAAACACUGCGCUUUUUUACUGAUGUUUUAUUUAUUGAUGCAUUUAUAAUAAAACGCGUUACGCUUCAAUUUAC
Molecule: messenger RNA, 2047 nt
Organism: Acanthoscelides obtectus
Lineage: Eukaryota; Metazoa; Arthropoda; Insecta; Coleoptera; Chrysomelidae
Source: the annotation of a GenBank genome assembly